AUGAAUUUAUACCUGAACAAUUUACAGGAUUGCUCGAAGGAGGACUUCAAAGGGGUCGACCAAGAUGUGUACCCAGCCAUCAUACAGGCUCCAGAACUUUAUCAUGCAGAUGAGGACAUACUUGAAAUGAAUAAUUUUUAUUAUAAUAGAAUGAACAAGCAAAAGAAAAAGAAGAAACUAUGCUGUGAUAAAAUACUAUGCAAGAAGAAGACAAACAGGAUUGAAGAGAUAUCGAAAUUAGUACCUAAAGAACAAACUCGCAGAAAUUGGGAGGUUUUUAAGGAGAAAACUAUUGAGUACCUUCGUAUGCAGAAAAUUAUCAGAGGCGCACAGAAACUCAAACGAGGAUUUGAUAGGUCAGAUUUGAAUUUAGAGGAAGAACAGUAUCGAUUUCAGGACUUCUUGCUUCAUCCAGAAAAUUCUAAAUAGAAUAUUUUUUGAAAACUUAAUAGCUCUUAUAUACAUCAUUGAUCUAUAUGCAAAUAUAUACAGUUUGUGCUUUGAGGCAGACAUUACUGUGUUUGACUUAUCUAUAAUCCCGGUUUAUCUCUUAGAAAUAUACAUUUCAUGAGUUUCAAUGAUUUGGCAUGAUAUGAUACUCAUUAAAGACAUUAAGAAGAUAUUAAAAUAAUUAUUUAAAGAGAAAUUUUAUCGUUGACUUGAUCAAUAUCCUACCUUUCUUUUUACUCAAGCGAGAGCUGAAAGCCCUCAAAUUUAUCAAAGCCAAAAGGUUGAGAAUUUACUUCUCCAGAGUGUUGACAAUGAUCUAUGAGUUCUGCUCCAAACGACUCAAACUUAAGGAGCACUCUUUGAAAGUUAUAGAAAAGGGAUCCAAGUUCCUCGCUGCAUUAUUCCUUACUUUACAUGUAAUCGCUUGUAUUAACUCCUACUUUGGAAAGACACAAGAAGAUGGAUGGGUCAACAAGAACAAAGGACUACUGAGAGAAAAUUACAACCAUUUUGAUAUAUACAUAGCAGCAGUUUACUGGACAAUGACCACUUUCACCACAAUAGGAUAUGGAGAUUUCACAGCCUCUACAAAUUCAGAAUAUCUUAUGCAAUGCUUUAUCAUGCUCAUGGGAAUAGGCUUCUUUGGGUACAUUGUUGGAAACGUCAGCACUAUCUUCAUGCAAGCUGAAAGCAUUACCCAUAUCAAAAAUAUGUAUGAAGAAGAGUUCAACCUUUGGCUUAUUCGCCUAAACAAAGCUAAAAAUUCAAAAAUUAUGCGAAAUGAAUACUUCACAUAUGGAGCUCGAUGAGUAACUUCUAAAUGGGACAAGGACUUUUGUGAGCUUAAAAAUAAUGAAUUUUUCUCAAACCUUAAACCUAGGAUUCAAAAAGAAACAUCUGACCAACUUUUCUCGAGCGUUUACGAUACCUAUGAUGGGUUUUUCAAAGGAACAGAUAAAGGAUUUAUGAGGGCAAUAGUGCAUGCAAUGAAAUAUGAAGUUCACGAACAAUUUCCUCCUUAUACUACUGAUUACAAAUAAACCGGCUAAUCAUAUCCCAGUCGAACAAACUUGUAAUAUUAUUCCCCAGGGUAAAAUCCCAACUAAACUCAUAUUUGUUAAAGAAGGAGUAGUUUAUGGAGGAAACUCUACUGGAAGGUAUGUAUAUUUCAGGCUAAAAUAAGGGGUCAUACUUUGGUGAAGGCUACAUACUUAACCAGAAGCCAAGUUCUUACUCUAUCAACUACUUCAGAGAUGAAUCUGCCUGUCUUUUCUCUGUUGAAAACAUUGAUCUUGUCAGUAUUUGUCAGUCUUACCCGAGCUCGUUUGAAAAAAUAAGAAAAAGAUCUAUCUCAAGAAGAAGAGUUUUCAGAAAAAUGAAAUACAACUCUCUUAGAGAAAUCAUAACAGAAACUCUGCAAAAAUAACUAUAAAUUUGGAGAAGAUGCAGGAGUUGAUCUGAACUCAAUCAGGACUGCAAUGUACAACGUAAUCCUCAAAAAUAUAUCUCUAAAGGAGACUAUCUUGAGACAGGCAUUUUUACAAAGCGCUAGAAAUGAACAAAGUAAUGAUAGUCAAGAUUCAAUCUUCUCCGAGUUAUCCGCAGGGAAAUUCCAAGAUGGUUCUGGUUCUCUAUCUAAAGAUACUUCUAGGAAGCUUAAAUUUACAGAUGAAGACCUUCCGAAAAUUUCUCUCAAUCCCAUUGAGAAAGGAAGUAGAUUACCUGAAGAAGAAAAAGCUCUGAAUGAACAGCAGAUUAAUAGAGACUCAGAAACUAUAAAAUAUCAUGAUACUAUCACGCCUUUCAAAGAAUAUGAUAUUUAUGGAGACAUAGAAGGCAUCAGCUCUGACUCAGACUGCAAUGAUGAGUCAAUGUCAGUGGUAAAAUAAAGUUCUUAGCAGAAACAAGAAUGCUUCUCUAAGCCUCAACAAACACUGGGCAGGUGAAAUAACUCCAAGCCAAAGAAUUCCAUUAGGUCUAACUAGAACACUAAAUUUCGACAAGAAGAUUAAAUCAUUCCAAAGUAAUGGUGCUCAUGCUACCUCCUCUUUUAAAUAAAGAAGUACUCAGAAGUAUCGACGAUGAAUCUGAGAGUGAUUCAAACUUCAGUGGGGGUAGUAGUGAAGAAUUCAACACAGCAGGCCCCAUUAGAAACUCCACUUAUUUCACCAAAUCAUCAAAUGAAGAUCUCCCAGCUAUGAGCACCAACAAAGUUCACUCCUCCAAGAGAAAAGUAAGGAUUCACAUGAGACGAUCAACUAACAAAUACUACUCAAUGAACAAGUUUGAACAACAAAAUUUUGAAGAGACCAAUCACAGAAGGUAUCAUGGAGAUGGUCGAAUAGGUCCAAACAAAUUUUGAAGUCCUACUCUUUCGUCCAAAGAGGAAGAAGAGUUGUCUUACAAAGAUACACUCCAAAACCAAUUUGUCAAGAAAUAUAUAAGCAAAGAAGAUCUAAAAUAGAAGGUUCUUUUACCUGAACAAUGAACUGUAUAACCUCUGAGAGGGAGAAGAACUUGAAGAAAUCAAACGAUACACUUCUCUAGCCAAGAAUAGAAGGAAAAACGAAAUCUUUGAGGAGGUCUUAAUAGAAAGUGAGGAUGAUCUCGAAUCUGAAUUUGAUCAAGCACUAAAAAUCCUCCAAUUUGAUAUAGACCCUGUCAUCCAUACUACUGAGAUGGCUGAGAAAGUAACUAAGAGUUUGAUUUCAGAAACCGAGAAAUCUUUAACAAUUUGUUUGCUGAAUACCUCCCUCUCUAUGAACAAAUUCAAUGAUCAAAUAAGAGAGCAUAAAGAAUCUUUAAAUAGAUGCAAAAGAAGAUCAAGUCAUUUGACCUCAGAAUCUCAGAAAAUAUUAAGAAAAAGCAAAAUAAAGUACAAACUAGGAGAGCAGCCAACCUACUGCUCGAGAAGAGUAAGAUUUUGAUAAACUAGCAAUUCAAUCAA
Molecule: messenger RNA, 3397 nt
Organism: Moneuplotes crassus
Lineage: Eukaryota; Ciliophora; Spirotrichea; Euplotida; Euplotidae
Source: the annotation of a GenBank genome assembly